UAGAACGGGUAUCUAGUUGGGUUGUGGGAAGAUUUGUGAACACCGUUUUUGGAAUAUUAAUAAAAAAUGCGCUUUCACAUGGUUGGGUUCCGAGUACGAAUCAAAUUGAAUUACAAUCAGAUAGGGGCUCUUUUAGGAAAAUAGACAGGAAGGGAAACGUGGCAAAGAUAUCGAAGUGGAUCAUGAAUAUAAAUAGUAGAUCAAAAGAAAACACGCAUGCCCACGCGUUAACAACUCCAGUCACUCCAGUCAGGCUCGUAAG
Molecule: messenger RNA, 262 nt
Organism: Racocetra persica
Lineage: Eukaryota; Fungi; Glomeromycota; Glomeromycetes; Diversisporales; Gigasporaceae
Source: the annotation of a GenBank genome assembly